AUGGCCUACCUCCAUAGCCCGUCGUUUAAAGGGGAUGUGGCGGAAUCCUUGUGCAAUUACGACGUUCUUUCCUUAAUUGCUCGCUCCAAAAUUAAUCUACGCCUGAUAAGCACCGUUUAUGGCAAUCUUCUCGCACAACGCAUGGUCUACCGCUUCGCGGAAAGCGUCGUUUCGGCCGCCUGUCUGAUCAAAGGUGGGGGGUUUGGCAAGGAGGCCGUUCUUCACCAUUACGUGUACCCGCUGAUUCAGGAGCAUCGAUUUGCCGGGCUCACGACGCGUUUUUUAUGGCGGGCGGUGUCGUGGGUGCUUCCGCGAUGCCUGCGGGGCUGCCUUCGACUUUCCACGCGCGGGAAAAAAGGGGAUUCGCGCGCGAAGGAACCACUUCCGACCGCUCCGAUCGCGACCUCGUUAUGGUACGCCACCCCUACCCCGGAGCGGAUUUCCCUCACCUCCUCCGACGCGAUUCGGCGAUUCGACGACGCCUAUCGGGCGCACCCUUUGCGGACCAUUUUAUCCACCGGAUUCAUCCCCGAUCUCGCCCGAUUAGGGGUGAAUCAGGCGCUUUGGGGGUUGGAAUACCACCGGGAGCGGCGCUACCCCACCUCGCGAUGGCGGGUCCUCAAACCCCAUCUUCGCUACCUCGCCUGCACGGGGGUGGAGACGGUUUUGUCGUACGCCGUGCGCGCCGCGGGGGCGAUUCUCGCGCGGCGAUCCUCCGCCACCUCGGGGGAAAGCGCGGCGAUGUUUUGGGGGGAGCAUCUGCUGUAUCUCGCGUGUUUUUUCCCGAUUAUGAUGAGCUCGCAGGUCGCCGGGGAGGCGGUGGGGGCGCUGCUCGAACGCGCGUUUCCCGCCUCCGCGGAGGAUCUCGCGCAGAACGCGCGGGAGCGCGAGGAGGAGGCCACCGGCCCCACCCGCGUGGAGUCGUGGUUUCGCAUGGAGGAGGAAGUCGGCGGAAGGCUGGGGAAGGAUGCGCGGGAAAAUCAUCGGGAACGCGAAACGGAUCGCACCACGCGAAACGGCUCCGCCGCCGAGGCGGCGGCCGAUCCCUUCGCCCGGUUUUACCCCCCGUUGAACGGGCAAUCGACGCUUCCCGACUUUUAUGCGGUUUUAGGCGUCGACGAGAACGCGGCGGAGCAUCAGAUCAAAAAGGCGUAUCACAAACUCGCGCUGCAGUAUCAUCCGGAUCGGGUGGGGAGCACCGCGGAGGCGCAGCACGCCGCGCGCGAGCGGAUGGCCGUCAUCAACGACGCCUACGACACCCUUAGCGAUAGUCGAAAGCGGAUGGAGUAUAAUCGGGCGCGGAGUAUGAUGCCGAUGUUUUCGUGUGUGGAUCAAUUGGAAAACGCCUCGGCGGUGCAACUGAUGGCGAUGGGGCUUGGCAUCUUCUCGCUGAUGGGGGCGAUGGUGUAUAUGCAAUUUCGCGCCGCAUUUUUCCGCAUCACCUCGCCGGGUUGCAUCCCGCUCAUCUUCCAACAGUGGCCUUGA
Messenger RNA from Phytomonas sp. EM1, 1485 nucleotides. NCBI's taxonomy places the organism in Eukaryota, Euglenozoa, Kinetoplastea, Trypanosomatida, Trypanosomatidae. The record is from the annotation of a GenBank genome assembly.